Molecule: messenger RNA, 5545 nt
Organism: Ictidomys tridecemlineatus (thirteen-lined ground squirrel)
Lineage: Eukaryota; Metazoa; Chordata; Mammalia; Rodentia; Sciuridae
Source: RefSeq, a predicted model, not a curated record
ACAUCAAUUAUCUCCUAGGUGCUGUUCAGGAAGUGGCUUAUAUUCACUCAAACCAGCAUGUGAUAGGAUCCAGCAAAGCUGAGAAUCAUAUGAGCCGGUGGGCAGCGCGUGAUGUGUUUGAGUUGAAGCAGUUUUCCCAGCUUCCUGCUAACAUAGCUAUUUGCAGUUCUGAGAGAGUGCACUUCUGGUUUAAAGAAAUAAGAAAGAGUAUUCAAUAUCAAAGGUCAUUUGAAUGUUGUAUCCCACUGGGCUACCUGAGGAAGGGAACUUUCCUGCAAUAUCCAGUGUGAACCGAAAGCUUCACAGCCAGAGACAUAUGAAGAAAAAGCGAACCCAGCUACAGUGACACACACGAGGACAGACCAGCCACCGAGUGAAGGACCCGUUUCCUCUCCCCUGUGCGUUUCACACCCUGUAAGUCAGAAGAAGAAAAAAGUCUACCGUACAGACCAGACGACCUUCAUAAUCGGAGAAACACCAAAAGGAAUCCGCAGAAAACAAUUUGAAGAAAUGGCUUCUUUCUUUAACCUGUCUUCUGUAAAGGAAUUCGCUAUACAUAUAACUAACACCACUUCAGAAGAACGACAGAGAAUGCUAAGAGACUUUUAUGCUUCUCAGCAUCCGGAGGUGAAAGAAUUUUUUGUGGAUUCUGCUUCAGAAUUCAUCAAAUCUGCCCACAAGGAAGGAGAGAGUACCAGAAAUAAAUAUAAAGAAAGAAACUCUUUUAUAAAAAGAAAACCAUCACAUUCUAAAAGUUUGUCCUUUAGAGAUUGUACCAACCAAAUUUCUCAAAUUUGCAGUCCAAAAGCAUCUAAAGGAAAAUCAGUUAAGUUUCAGAGUGACAGUGCAUGUCAGGAAGAGGCACUUUCCAGUGAUGCAGAAACUGCAAAAUCACCAAUUAGCUCUGCUCACGAGAUUGACAGUGGGGACGAUGGGCGAGCCUCCAGAGACCCGGCGGCCUCCCGCUCUCCCAAGGGCAAGUCAGAGGCACAGGAGAGGCAGCUGGAAAAUACCAAGCAAGUCCCAAAGGACCUCACAGGGACGGGCACCUCAAGAAACAGACCCCUUUGCAAGUCAGAAGACAAAAAGGUAGAAAAUCCAGAGUUUGGAAAUGCUUCUGUGGAAGGCUUGCUUGGUGACACCUCUAUUCUCGAUGACCUCUUUAAAAGUCACGGGAACGAUCCCACACGACUGCCAAAGAAGGUUCUUUCAAGACCCAUGGAAAAAGCAAAACAGAGACCAAAAGACUUCUGGGACAUCUUGAAUGAGCAGAAUGAGGACAGUCUCAGUAAACUCACCGACGUAGCAGUUAUAGAGACCCUGUGUGCAAAAGUACCCCUUGCCGUACACUGCAAAAGGAAGGAAGGACAGGAAACUUCCCUCUGGAAACCCAAUGAGAAGUUUCUGUGGAAAACAUUGAACUCCAGUGAUACAGAGGAGAACACAGCCAACACACACAGAGAGUGACACACAAGUGUGUGAAUGAAUCAGUACACCAGUGAGCUGCCGCCGUCAGUGUCAUCAGCACUGUGUCCACACUGAUGAUACUGUCCCAACACAGUGGUCGGCUUAUAUUUUUAUUAAAUUCUUAUUUUAGGGUCUGUUAGUUUUAGAUGUCGUGAUUUGCUUUCCUUGAUAUGUGACUUGAUCUUUUGGCUUUAGUUUUGAUUUGGGCACUGGGGACUGAACACAGGGCCUCUCCACCACCAAGCCAUGUCCCCAGUUCUGUUUGUUUGUUUGUUUUGAGACAGGAUCUUGCUGAAUUGCUGAGUUUGGCCUCAAAUUUUCAGUCCUCCUGCCUUAGCCUUCCAAGUUGCAGGGAUUACAAGCAUGCACCACUGUUCCCAGCUCAUAUCUGGCUUGAUCUUUCAAAAAAUAUGAUUAUAUUAUAGUAUAAACAUUAUGAAAUGAAAAAGAUUCUAGAUUUGUUAUCAGAAGACCUUCUGUAACUUUAGAUAAGUCACUUUCCCUGGUGUACAUUCAUUUCCUAACAUGAAAGAUUCAGGGUUUGAAUCUUUCAAGAAUAUCAAUCAACACAAAUAUCCUUUCAGUUUGAAAAACCAAUUCACUCUCCAAAGUGCCUUUUAGUCGUAGGUCAAAUCAUGCCCCCACAUCAGGAGGGCUACCCUGAUGUGUUUCUUUCUUACAAGCAUCUGGAAAAUCGUUAAGUGCUUUCCUUUUCCCUUGGUAUCAUGUACUAUUAUUUAAUAAUUAUUUAAUGAUUGUUUCAGAUGAAAUUAGUACUAAAUGUAUAGUAUUGUGUUAAAAUGCUAAUUUUAAAAAUGCUUGAAAUCAAAGGUAAAUGUUGGAUGGUUAUAUGAGAUAGGAUGCUAGAGUAAUAAUAGGAUUGCUAGGUACCAACACUCAACUUUUUAUAAAACUAUUAGGAUUUAAUUAAUAUAAAUAAAGUUUUGCAUAGUGCUUUUAUUUAUUUAAGAAGGAAGAAAUGAAUAAAUAUGUGAUUUUAUUUGAAGCUGGGCCAUUUUGUGGAAUUGAAUUUAAAUGGCUUAUACCCAACCUGAAAAGGGCUCCUUGUUGAAUUUACUUGUUUAGGAACAUUCCUUCCGCCACUGUGUUCUGAGCUGGGAGCUUGAGCCCCAGAGGUCAGGCACAACUACUGGUAAAAGCAAAGAGGUCCUGUCUAUAAAGAAUCAUGUGUGCAGAGCCCCAGCAUCAGGCCCGGGCCCGGGGCAGGCAGGGGCCUGGGGGAGGCAGGGACUCCGUUAUACUUGCCAGCUGCAUUAGGAGGCAGUGUCCAUCCAGAAAGCAGAGUGAACCAGGUUGUACUCAGACAUCACUGUUAGGAAAAGGGCCUUGGGAGUACCAGGGAUGGGGAGCUGUUGCUCAGAAGUGGAGAAAAAAAAAAAAAAAAGAAAAGCAGAAUCUUUUCUCAAGGCACUGAAUGGCCAGGUGUGCCCUGGAGCAAAAUAUUGCCCUCAACAUGGCGGAGCAGGCAGACACCUCACGACCAGAAAGGGGAAAAAAGAGGAGGGGAUUGGGGCCCACAGUCCCCUUCAAGGGUGCAUUCCCAGUGACCUAAAGACCUCCCACUGAGUCUCACCUCCGAAAGACCCCACGACUUCUCAGCAGCACCUUGGGGAGCAAGCCUUUGCCACGGGGACCUUUGUGGGGACGCUUAAGACCGAAGGCUCAACCGCAGGAGUCCUCCAGCCCUACCCACGGUGUGUGUCACCAGCUGAAUGGGUGGCCUCAGGAAAAUGUGCUGCUUUCAAUCUUCAUCUUUCCACUAAAUUAGAGAUGGAUUAAAUUGUUGGUAUUCAGCUUUUUUUUUUUUUUAAGCAAAUGAACUUUAUCAGAAGCUCUGUGAUUAAAACAAUUCAAGUCAGGUCUGCAGGGCCAGCAGCACUGCUGGGCUCUGAGGAGCAGGAGGCUAGUGUGAAAACCACAGGGAUGGAUGAGAUCAUGGCUAAGGAACCUUCCAACUCCAAGUUUCCAUGGUUCUGUUUGCCACAGUCUGUCUUUUUUACUUCUUUUGAAAGCAAUGACGGUUUCUGGCAGCCAGCAUUUACCACACAGCUCUGAACAGUGGAAACUGAGGCAGGGUACAGACACUUCAGCCUUUGAAUUCCUCGGUGUUCCCUUAAAAUCCCUGAGACCACUUCUUCAAGGAAAUUGAUAACAUCUGCAAUUGGUACAGCUGUCCUAAAAUAUUCAAGGCAGAGGAGCCUCAGUCCUCAGAGACAAGUUGGCGAUACACUUUCCUUGUGUCUAGAGAGAAGGAGGAAGCCACAAGCAAUACAGAGUUGUUCUUCCAAAUUCAGGGGUGGAGUUUCCAGACUCAAGGUAUCCUUCCUUCUGAUGUUAAAACAACCCUCCUUAUGAAAUGGUGAUAGGAGAGCAUAGUUUUUAGAAUUUUUAUUGUCCUUACUUCAUAUAAAAGCUGGUAACCAUAUGUCAAUCCCAAAAGUUUUAUUUGACAUUUACUGGUCUAUAAAAUCCCAAAGAAUGGAGAUCACAGCCUGCCUUCAAAGUCAUUUUUAAUAUACAAGCAAACGAGCUCCAUCAGUUAGGAUGUCACAAAUCCAGUUAAAAAUGGAUGUGUGGGACUCUGCAGCAGUGUCACUGAACCCGCAGGUCCUACGAGGUGCACAAAGAACCUCAAAGAACCCUGGGGGCAGGUGCAGGUCUCUGUCCCAGCUCCUCGCCUACCUCUGUGAUCACCACAAAAGUGACCUUGUCCACCUCCCACCUGCUCUGCAAAGCUCCUUCCAUCUGGUGCUCUUGGGAAUUCUGACAGGACGGUUCAUAAGCCACUUCCCACUGGGUGACUGCCCAGUGCACAGGGCCUGUUCAUGACUGGUGGGAAGAACAUCUCACUUCUCCCUUGUUCAAGGGCAACACGAAGGCUGUCUUGCCUCCUAUGGAUUCACAGAGUUUCACAAAUCAAAACAGCCCCUCUUGACAUUUACCUUCCCAGAGGAGGAAAGAGGCACAUUGACUUUUCCUUCCAUGGUCCCAGGCUGUGCUGUCCCCAGCCCUCGGCUGUCAAGUCAGAAGCACCUGCAGAGGCUCGACAGUGCACAGACACCAGGUCCCCCCUCAGAAGACUGCUGCAGGGGUCUAGAGCUGGGCACUGGCGCCCUUGUGGCUUUCAGCUUUCACAGUCACUCUGACAUGCCGGUGCUCAGCCUGAUGUUUGUUCCUGAGCAGGGCUCACCUGCUGGCCUUCUGUUCACCUGAGAAUCACCAUCUCCAGAGAGGCACUUCAGCAGCUCCCCGACCCUACCUCCUUCCACACGACCCCACCCAUGCCACCUCCAACCCUGUGGAAAUCCAGUGACACGGGGCCAAGUUCAUGAUGGAGCCUACUCUCUACUUUGUUUGAAAGCCCAGAGUCAUCGUUCCUAUAGAGAUGUCCACACACAGCUGUGUACACAUGUUCAAGACAGCAUGAUUCACAGCAACCAAAACAGGGGAGCAACCCAAGUGUCCAUAGAUGGGUGAACAGAUGUGCAAAAUAAAGCAUGUGUGUGUUACAUGAUCCAGCUUUCAAAAAGAAGGAAAUUCUGACGCAUGCUAUGACACAGAUGAACCUUGAGGACCUUAGGCUAAAUGAAAUAAGACACAGAAGAACAAAUAUCAUAUGAUCCCACUUACAUGAGUUAGCAGAGAGAACGCAGACCGGGGGUUGCCAGGAAAUGGAGGGAGGGUGCAGAUGGGUGUGGAGUUUCAGUUUUCAAGUCCUAGAAAUAAAUAGUGGUGAUGGUUGCACAAUAAUCUGAUUGUAUUUAAUACCAUUAAUGGUACAGUGUGCUUAAAAAUGGAUAAGAUGGUAAAUUGUGUUAUAUAUAUUUUGCAACUUAAAAAUGGGGGGAAAGAUAAAGAUAUAGCCAAAAGCAACUCACUCAAUGUUCCAUACCAGAUUUUAAAUAUGUGAGAUUGACUUUCUAUCAAUUUCAUUUAUAUAUUUGGAAUUACAACAUAAAUUGCAGUUUUGGUUUUUACAUUGCAAUUCCAUAUGACAUUUUUUAAAGCUUCCCUUGUUUUAAAAAUUUUGGAAAAUAAAAUUUAUAGUAUUAUUUUU